Adineta steineri is the source of this 633-nucleotide messenger RNA. The record is from the annotation of a GenBank genome assembly. Lineage: Eukaryota; Metazoa; Rotifera; Eurotatoria; Adinetida; Adinetidae.
AUGAGUAGCGGUGAUCUUAAAUUCUAUUAUUUUGAUUUACAAGCUCGUGGUGAACUUACUCGACUUAUAUUAGCUGCUGCUGGUCGUUCAUAUGAAGAUAUUCGUUUUGGUUUUGAUAAAUGGCCUGAAUAUAAACCAAAAAUGAUCUUAGGUCAAGCUCCUGUAUUAGAAUUAGCUGAUGGUACACAACUUCCUCAAUCAUUAACAAUUGCUCGUUAUGUCGCACGUGAAGCAGGUUUAGCUGGUUCAGAUAAUCUUGAAUCAGCUAAAAUCGAUGCUGUUGUUGAUACUCAAAAAGAUGUUAAUGAAACAUAUUUUAGCAAAGUUUUUCCUGAAAAAGACGAAACAAAAAAAGCUGAAGAAUUAAAAAAAUUUCUCGAUGAAACAGUUACUAAACAUGUUGAAAAUUUAGGUAAAUUGAAAAAAGCUUAUAGUAAAGAUGAAAAAUAUUUUGUUGGUGAUAAAUUAUCAUGGGCUGAUUUAUUUGUAUUUCAAUCUAUUCAAGCUUUAUUACAAGCUGUACCUGAAGUUAAAGGAAAAUUUGGUGAACAAUUUAAACCAUUAAUGGAUGCAAUCAAUGGUAAUGAAAAUAUCAAGAAAUAUUUAGAUGCUCGACCACAAACAGCUUUUUAG